UCCCCCAUCGAUUCCGCCUGCAUCUCUCGCUCCGGUGGAGUACCGGAGUUGACGGGAAAGCGCUUGGUGGUCGAUUUAUUGCAUCUUCACUAGAUGCGAUAAAUUGACUCCUGCUGGAUCGGUUGCUCCAGAGAAUUCCCCAGUUUAUGCAUCCCGGGAUUGGAUUAGUACUUUUGGCCAUAGUGUCACACUUGGAGCUGAUGUUCAGCUGAUUAUCCAACACAACCCCCAAAUCGUUUUCAGAGUCAGUGCUUCCUAGAAUAGAGUCCCCCAUCCUGAUCUGAAAGGACGAACAGAUGGGUUAUGAAAGCACUAAUACGUCUUCAAUAAACACAUGUCUGUUACUAGCAAACCUGAUAAAAAUUCUGCAAAACUUGUAUUAGAUUCCUACCAGCUUUGGGUACAGUCUUUCUGACAACCACUAUGGAGAAGAUUGAAGAACAGUUUGCUAAUCUGUGCAUAGCAAAACGUUGUGCACUAACUGAAGACUCCACUUACUUACUGGAUAUAGAUGUUUCAAAAUCUGUUCUAGCAGAAAGCAACCACUUAGUUGCUGUUUCAUGUUCCAAUAAAUCAAUUAAAGUAUAUGAUAGAGAAACAUUACACUUGCUAAGGGAGUAUAGUGGCCAUCCUGGGUUACUUAAUGGAGUCAGAUUUGCUCAUACAAGUGAGAAUAUGUUGUUUUCAGCAUGCAGUGAUGGCACAAUAAAAUGUUGGGAUACUCGCUUAGCUACUCAGAAAACUAUACAAUUAUUCAGUGGUUAUCCUUCAAAUGUUUUCAUCAGCUUUGACAUUAAUUGCAGUGAUCUUAUAGUUUGUGCUGGGACAGAAAAAGUUGAAGACACAUUCAUGGUGUUUUGGGAUGCAAGAAGUAAUACAAACUAUGCAUGCACUGCUAAAGAGCCCUUAGGAACCUAUUCAGAGACUCACGAUGAUGAUAUCACUAAAAUAUGCUUCCAUCCUAACAAACCCAAUUUGGUAGUGUCUGGAUCAACUGACGGAUUGGUUAAUGUGUUUGAUAUUAACAAGGAAAAUGAAGAUGAUGCUUUGAUUGCAACUUGUAAUUCAAAUUCAUCAGUAAGUUUUAUUGGUUGGUCUGGGAAAGAUUAUAAACAGGUAUAUUGCAUGACUCAUACGGAAGGCUUUUGUUGGUGGGAUCUUACUCAAAUAGAUAGUGAGGAACCAAUGACAUUGUUGCAGAUUCCAGAUGUCAGAGAAGUAGUCUUCACUGAAAAUAGCAACUUAAACUAUCUGAUAGGUGGCUUGUACCAUGAAAAGGCAGACAAAUUGUUUGUUGUCGGUGGAACAGCUAUGGGAAACAUUCACCUAAUAAACUGUGGCAUUGAUGGACUGAGCCUUGCGGGCACCCUUCAUGGAGGGCAUUCUGCUACAGUUCGCUCAUUCUACUGGAACAUGACAGAUGAAUCUUUGUUGACUGGUGGAGAGGAUGCACAGCUGUUGCUAUGGAAACCUGGAGCUAUGGAAAGGUCCCUUGUAAAGAAGGCAUCUAUGAAAAUUGUUUCCUCUGUUCAGCAGCGAGUGAGAGUUCACAGAAACUCUCUCAAAAGCAAGAAAAAGUAAAAUUAUGAAAAGGGGACUCUUAAAUUUGUAGAGUUAUUCACUGUUCCGAGCAAUAUAUUUGGGGUGAUGAUUUAUUAGCACUAUGUGGCAAAUAUAAUUUAGUAUGUAAAUUUUACCUAGAAAUAACCCUCACUUUAUCAUGUGAAUAACUUUUUUAAAAAAAGCAACUGAUACUUAUUAAAAGGGUAAACAUUUACUUUGUAUUCAUUGAACGAAGUAUGUCUUUAAAUAUUGUAUAUUUUUAUAUCAUUGAUUAUAUCAAAUAAAAAAUAUUGGCACAGAGAUCUUGGAUUAGAAUAAAAGCCUGCAACUUAUAUACUUUAUAUUAUUGCCCACAGUGAAAUGUUUUGGACAUAUUUUAAAAGAUUUCAGAUUUGUAGCCAUCUUUUUCUUACAGAUAAUUUAAUGAAUGAAAUUGCUAAAUAUAUUAAAGACUUAGUUCUACUUACUAAUUCUUAGAGGAAGUACUUAUUGAUGAAAUAGAGAAAGGGUGUUGUUUUGCAUGAUUAUCUCACUGUUUAAUUACAAGUAUAUAAACAGUAGUUCACAAAACA
Messenger RNA from Gopherus flavomarginatus (Mexican gopher tortoise), 2135 nucleotides. RefSeq names its product WD repeat domain 89 (gene WDR89). The record is from RefSeq and is a predicted model, not a curated record. Bases 424 to 1581 code for a protein of 385 amino acids. Gene Ontology annotation, molecular function: protein binding. The transcript is spliced from 4 exons. Lineage: Eukaryota; Metazoa; Chordata; Testudines; Testudinidae.